Molecule: messenger RNA, 4394 nt
Organism: Scatophagus argus
Lineage: Eukaryota; Metazoa; Chordata; Actinopteri; Scatophagidae
Product: centrosome and spindle pole-associated protein 1
Exons: 28
Coding region: 433-3444 (1003 amino acids)
Biological process (GO): positive regulation of cytokinesis
Cellular component (GO): microtubule; spindle pole; centrosome
Source: RefSeq, a predicted model, not a curated record
GGCUGCCAACGUCAUCUGAAAGCCAGAAUUACCUACUGUUAUUGUAACAACUAUUAAACUGGGAGUUUGACGGAGUUUAUCCUUCAUAUUUUUCUUUGUUGCAGAGUUUCGUUUUGCUGGGUUAACUAGCCUUCUAGGAGGCUCCUAGGAGGACCUUUUGUGUCAUGGUUUCCCAUAGCAACGGAAUGAUGCUUUGCGCUUCGUUGACAGUCCGGCGUUAAACAAGAGCGUUUCUCGUGUUUUGGUCUGUGAGCGUAAAUCACACAAAUAUGAAUAAUGUUCUAACUUACAAUUACUUUGUAAUUACCUUGUUGGAUGUACCUAGUAACUGAUUGUCGAAAGUGGGAUUCUUUCCUUCUCAUCGCGGAAGAGUUAUAUACCGUUUAUAAAUGCAAAUCAAGUCAAGGGCUGAUAAUAUAGAAAACUGUGGACAUGCCUCCAGCAUCAGCAGGACAAGGAAUAUGCCCUAAUCCAGACAGAGGUUUGGGCCUAAAUUUGCUGUUGGGAACCAACUAUGAAAGGAAGAAGAAUAAACUUAACCAGGACCUUCAACUUGACUACAAACAUUAUGUUGCCACGAAAAAGGAUCUGAAAACUACUGAACCUCAUCCACAACCCCAGGGCCUCUCUCUACCUAUUGAUGACAAGAGAUCCGUUCAGGACAAACUGAGAGAGGAGAGAAAUAAAGAAUACAACCUCUUCCUACAAGAACAAGCUCAAAUCAGAAAGUUUAAGAGGGGAACACUUCCCAUCACUUUAAAGCCUGGACAGAUUCAAAGUUCAGACACCGUCUUCAACACUUAUCCAAACGCACACUCUCCUCUGAGGGAGCCCCCUGCAUCCAGGAGAGAUGCUGCCACUCUGACUGAGGCAGCAGAUGAUGGAAAAAGGACGUCGACCUGGGGUCCAGGACAUCGGGGACGAAGACGUUGGCAACUCUAUAGGCGAAGGGAGCCCUAUAGCUCUGAGGAGGAGCUAAGCACAGACAGGGAGGAGGAGUUCGAGCUUAGGCAUAGGAGGAAACAAGACAGACACACCCCAGAGCCUGAGUACAAAGAGGGGAGGAAAUCCAGACAACACAGAGCUAACAGGACUCCUCAGGACAUGAUGGAGGUGGAGGCCCCUGAUGUUCAUGAUCAGAACAACAAUGUCGAGAACAACAAGUCAGAUCUGAAAAUGCCAGACAGCAUGAAGAUGGCUGCCAGAUCAAGACCUGCUACCAGCAAGGAUAAAACAGAGUUUGCUACUGGACUAAUCAUUGGAGCAAAAGAAGAGUCGACAGCCUCUCAGAUGAGAAAAGAACAGUAUAAGCAAGAGCUGCUGAAACAAAUAGCUGAACAGCAAAGAAACAAGAUCAGAGAGAAGAAAUUUGAACUAAGGGUUGCUGCCACUGGAGCCACAGACCCUGAAAAAGAGCCUGACCGAAUUAAGCAGUUUGGGGCUGUAAAACAACAGUUUGACAGCUGGAGACGAGAUGUCCCAUACAAGCCCGGAAUAGAUCUGGAGGCUGUAGAAGAGAAUCCAAAUCCAAGGCCUAAACAUGACAGACCCACUGAGGACACAGAACAGACAGGCCCCCUAGCAAAGUCCCUCAUCGACUACAGUACAGUUCCCAGUCAACUGACAGAGAAGACAGGACCUGGCUCCAGAAUGAGAGCAGCAGAAGGUGUCCCCUCGCUGGGCUAUUUUAAUGAAGACUACCACAAGGACUUCUCGAACAUGCUAGGAGAAGUGGCCCUCCCGAGGGUUGCUGGUGUUCCUCCUCCUGUUCCUCCCACUCUAACUAGUAAUUACAAGACUCCAUAUGAUGCAGCUUAUUACUAUUAUGGAACCAGGAAUCCAUUAGAGCCCAAUCUUCAUUGCAAUCACAAUGGUCUGCCUGAAGGGGUGCAGCAGUCUGGGAAUUUCCACAGUCCUCUCGGACCCAGUGGCCGCACUGAGGCAAAUGAUCAGCGCAAAUCGUCUCCCCUGGAUGCUGGAGAGCUUUUUGUUGACAAAGACAAGCAGAGGAGACAGAGAGCACUGAACUAUCAAGAAGCUCUCAUACAGCAGAUCAAAGAAAAAGAAGAGCGCAAAAGAAGAGAGAAAGAAGAGAAGGAGCGAUAUGAUGCCAAGAUAGAGGCUGAGAUGAAGGCGUUCAACCCCUGGGGGAGAAGUGGGGGAGGUGCUCCAAUUAAAGACCAAAACGGCAACCUUGUCAGUGACCUGAAUCAUAUGCACAGGAUCAACGAGGAGUCAUACAGGGGUCCUGUGUCUAGGAAUAGUGGACAGACACAAAGCUUUUUGACAGGGGAUGGACUUAGUCCUGGAGAUGAGACCAGAGCUCCCACUUCCCAUCGAUUAUCAGGUUUCAAUAGUCAGCCAACUACAGAGCAGCUCCGCAUGCAGGACAGAUACAAAGAAGACCUCAGACAGCAGAUAGAGGAAAACAAGCGAAAGCAGGAAGAGGAAAGAGAACGAAUGAGGAUUAUGGAGGAAAAAGAUGAGAAGAGGGUGGCCAAUGAAAGGGCUCACAUCAAGCGCCAAUUUGAGGAGGAACAAAGGAAGCAAAGGAAGGUUCAGGAGGAGGAGGAAAAGAAGGUGUGGCAGGAACAAAAGAUUGAGAAGACGGUGCCUCAGAGUGUGAGAGACAGACAGGAGAAAAGGGAGCAGUUGCCUAGAGUGCCGUCUCCUCCCAUCCCAACCUUGCAGAGGAAACAGACACAUCUCGUGGCAUCCAGACCUCCCUCGGUUGUGAGCCAAUUUUCCUCCAGGACUGAGCGGUCUGUGUCAGCACCACAGUACCGACCAGUCCCCGUGAAAUUACCUCAGCUACAAGAUGGUCAGCAGGAAGUGAUCAGAGAGCUGUCGGCCCUCCGUAGAUACCUGAGGAAAGAGCAGAGACAGUUGGAGGUUCAGUUGGGCCAAACCGAUCCACAGGAGAGUCACUUCAGUCUCCCCAACAGGCCCAGAAGACGACCCAAAGUGGAUGCCUUUGAACUGGCGAGCAAGCAAGCUGCUCAGCCAUCAACCCAGAUUCCCUCCUCCUUGGCUGCACAUGUUAAUAUGCAAAAUAUCAGGGAGUUCAAUCAGCUGAAAUGCAGAGACACAGAAUCCCGUGAGGAGGUGCGUUACAUGUACCCCGACCCUCCUGCUGACGCGCAAGGUCUGGACAUCCAACAGCAGGCACUUCUUCGUGAACAACAACGCAAAAUCACGCUCAUGAAGAGAGAGAAAGAGCAUGACUUUUUGGACCAGCAGCUGAGCCACCAUCAUUCUAGGAGCAAACCUGGACAGCACAUCCACAGAGACUCCAUAUUGCCUUCUGAGAGUAAUUUCAUUGAUGUUUACAGUGGUGAUGCAUGCGAAGAGUGUGUUACAGAGCAGAGACCCCCUCAGGCCUCAGCAGAGCACCGGGAGAGGACAGCCCGACGGAGGAGACGUGACCAUGCUGUACGGUGCUGAUCGUUAAAUGGAUUCUUUUAUUUGCUUCAGGUCAAAAUGAUCUGUGUCACAGCAGUAUCAGAUCAGCAUCUCAUGCUGAUGCUUUCAGUCUCAUUCAAGCCCCACUAGCUUUCUGAUUGUACAACAUGAACAUUCCUUCCUCUGAUCUCUCUUUUUUUUAAAUUUCUACAGGAAGUAGGUAUGUUCAUAAAUCAGAGGGAUCAUAACAUCCAACCAGACACUCAGCCAUUGCAGUCAGUGACUGGUUUGAACCUUGAAUCUCAAGUCAAGGCUCACGACCAGCACCACAUCACAAGACAAGACACUGGAGGUCACAACAGCAGAAAUGUGUGAUGGAAAGCCUCUGCACUCUCCAGACGGGCUGCCUGGCGAUGAGGAAGCGGAUGCCUUGUCUCUGUGCUCCGCCCUGGAGAGGCGUGUCUCUGUGGAGACAGUUGCCACAGAGCCUUGGCUGAGGCCAGGCACGUCGGAUGCUGUAAAACGCUCAGGCUGUAGGGAGAAGCCAAACAGCAGGACGGAUGCUCGAUCCUGGCUGACAAACCGCAUCACAUAGCUUCCAUUACCUGGUCUCUGAGGACGGGAUUCUUUGCCAGCUUCCCAUUUUCUUUGGAUGCAGGUAGAAGCUCUCCUGUGAACAAACACUGCUGCCGAGUGAUGCCUCAAUCACUUUCCAGCCACCAACAUGUUAAAUGUGGGAGUUGGUUAGAUUACAAAAGCUCGUUAGAGACCACAGGCAGCCUGUAAAAACAUUCAUUUCCGUUAGCGUAAACAAGAACAAUCUUACACAGGACUGUUGCUCUAAGCAUCAAAAGUGCACUUUUUACCCUACAAGACAGAAAGUUUUGUAAUGUGCAUAUCUGUAAAUGUACCAUAAAUGUGUGUACAUGUUUAUAUAGUUAUUUUAGUUAUGUGCCCCAGAGGGUUUAUUUUCAAAUAAAAUGUUAUUUGGU